AUGUGGGGCAGCGGCCUCGUCAAGGCGCCCAAGCUGACCGGCAGCGAUCUCGCGAAGCUGGCGCCCGUGGGGGCGGCCUUCGCAGCGGGCCAGGUGGCCACUGUUGCCUCGCUGGGCGCUGUCGCCGUGUCCUUUACGCAUGUGGUGAAGGCCCUGGAGCCGGCCGUGAACGCCAUCGCCUCCGCCCUAGUGCUCGGCCAGGUGUUCCACCCAAUGGUCUAUGCCUCGCUGCUCCCGGUCUUUGCCGGAGUGGCGCUGGCUUCGUCCAAGGAGCUGUCCUUCACCAUGUUCGGCUUCCUGACGGCCAUGGCCUCCAACUUCUUCUUCGUGACCCGAAACGUCCUGGCCACGAAGUUCGGCGAUGUCGGUGACAUGGGCGAGGAGAAGACACAGAGGAAGACCAACCAGCUGGCCGUCCUCACGGCUGUCGCCACUUCCGUGCUUCUGCCAGUGGUGCUCUUCCUCCCGGGCGGGCUCCUCUCCAUACCCAGUGCCUGGAAUGCCGCGUUGGCCAAAGGUGUCACUUCAAAGAGCCUCGGGCUGAUGCUGGCGACUUCUGGGUUCCACUUCUUCAUGUAUCAGCUGUCGUCGUUCUGGGUUCUGUCCUGCGUGCCGCCCAUCACCCACAGC
Molecule: messenger RNA, 630 nt
Organism: Symbiodinium natans
Lineage: Eukaryota; Dinophyceae; Suessiales; Symbiodiniaceae
Source: the annotation of a GenBank genome assembly